AUGGCGACAAACGACGACAGACCGCGAGUUCUACUGGUCUCUUUCGAGUUCAUGGAGUUCUUUGACGACACGUACAAACCUCUGAUUGAAGCUUUGAGCGAAAAAGCUGCUGUACAACGCGUCAAAACGGCAAACCCUGCUAUUCGCACAUUGGAGCAGGACCCCAAGGCUGUUCUCAUCACGGACGGAGGGAUUGCCAAUGAGCUUGGGAAAUACGGACGCGUUUGGGAUGCAAUUCUUGCUUAUGUCCGACGGGGAGGUACUGCGAUUGUGAUGGGCCACUUCUCGAGCUUCGUCAAGCCAGACAACAUCAAGCCGUUCUUCGCAAAGGCCGGGCUGUCGUGGGAGAGAGGGUCUUACCACCGGACUACGACAACGUUGAACCGCACGAAUGCUGGGCCAAUGGCGGACAAGUUGCCUGCGAGUUAUAGUCAGAAGGCAUUGUCGGUGAGCAAGGUCGAUCCAGCCCACGUUUGGUACGCGUCAACGGCUGAAUCGGUUGUCGAAUCGCAUGUCUUUGCGCCGACCUCGGCGCAUACCCCUUCAGAGGCAGCAGUGGCGCUGGCGGUGGUGGGAGAUGGGAAGUUGGCGUAUCUGGGAGAUGUCAAUGCAGAAGACGGGUCGAAUGAUGCAGUGUUGGCGAUGUGUGGCUUUCUAUGA
This is a messenger RNA of Mycena indigotica, 660 nucleotides long. RefSeq names its product Triacylglycerol lipase. Lineage: Eukaryota; Fungi; Basidiomycota; Agaricomycetes; Agaricales; Mycenaceae. The transcript has a single exon. The record is from RefSeq and is a predicted model, not a curated record. The coding region runs from base 1 to 660 and encodes 219 amino acids.